Messenger RNA from Medicago truncatula (barrel medic), 6145 nucleotides. RefSeq lists its product as uncharacterized. Gene Ontology annotation, molecular function: cysteine-type deubiquitinase activity. Bases 251 to 5167 code for a protein of 1638 amino acids. The record is from RefSeq and is a predicted model, not a curated record. NCBI's taxonomy places the organism in Eukaryota, Viridiplantae, Streptophyta, Magnoliopsida, Fabales, Fabaceae. Gene Ontology annotation, biological process: protein deubiquitination. The transcript has 15 exons.
UUUCAUUCGAUUGAUCUCUCUUUCUCUUUCAUAUGAAACUGAAACCUCACCCAUCUGCAGUGCCUGUGGGUAGGUGCUCCCUUCUUCACUCUCUCUAUUUCUCUCUCUAGGUUUCUCCUUUCUUUCUCCGAUCCUUCACCGUAACCGUCUCCGGCAACAAUCAUUUUCUCUCUCUAGGUUAGUUUUUUCUCUCUCUAACCUUUUUCAUUGAUGCACGUGAAUCGGAUUUGCAUGACCUCAAUUCAAUUUCAUGGGACACAAAAAGCGAAACUCUGUUCCUCCUCGUUCCAAACUAUCUCCGGCGGCUUCUCCGGUGAAUCAAUCUCCCAUCGGCGGAGCCGCCACCGCCACCACCACCAACGGCUCUACUUCACCCGAUGCCGAUAAUUCAAUCAUUCUAUUCGAUCCUAACCCUAACAAGAUCGAAUUUGCCAAUAACGGUUCUCCUCAAUCCGAGGCUUCUCAUUUCUCUGCAAUUAAGGUAGAAUGCGAGCGUGCCUUAACCACGUUUCGUCGUGGGAAUCAUAAUCGAGCAAUGAAGCUCAUGAAGGAGUUGUGUUUGAAAGAAGAAGGUUCGUUUUAUUCGCCUUUUGUUCAUCGAAUUUACGGUUUUAUUUGUUUUAAAGUGGCUUCUGUUAUCACUGAUUGUAACGCGAAGCAACGGCAUUUGAAGCAUGCUGUUGAUUUGGCUAGAAGAGCUGUUGAGCUUUCGCCGAAUUCGGUUGAGUAUGCACAUUUUCAUGCUAGUGUGAUGUUGGAAGCUGCUACCGAGGCGAAGGAUUAUGAGGAUGUGGUUCAUGAGUGUGAGAGAGGGCUUGCGAUUGAAUAUCCUACUGAUCCGGCUAAGGAGACGUUGCAGGAUGAGAGUGAGCAGAAAGUGUCUACUAUGGAGGAUAGGAUAUUACAUGUGCAGGGUGAGUUGAGGCAGUUGAUUCAGAAGUCGAAUAUAGCUUCGUUGUCGUCUUGGAUGAAGAAUUUGAGUAAUGGGGAGGAGAGGUUUCGGUUGAUUCCGAUAAGGAGGGCUACAGAGGAUCCUAUGGAGGUUAGGUUGGUUCAGACUAGAAGGCCGAAUGAGAUUAAGAAGGUGACUAAGACGCCCGAGGAAAGAAGAAAAGAGAUUGAGGUAAGGGUAGCUGCUGCGAGGCUUUUGCAGCAGAAGUCGGAGUCUCCUCAGUCUCCGAACGAAGGAGAUAGGGAAGACAGAGCAUUGGAUUUGAAUUCAGGGUCUAGUCAGAGGACAGGCGAGAGGCGAAGACAUUUGAGAAAGAAUGGCUCUACAGCUGAAAGGAGAAAGUGGGUGUUAAGUUAUUGGGAUUCGGUGGGUAUGGAUGUGAAAAAGGACUUGCUUAAGAUUAAAAUAAGUGAUAUUGUGUCCCACUUCAACUCUACAAAGGAUACUUUGCUAAAAGAUGUUUUAUCAGAAGCUUUGUCUUAUGCUGAAGCCAAUAAAACAUGGAGAUUUUGGAGUUGCUGCAUUUGUUCUGAGAGAUUUUCCAAUCAGGAAUUUCAUAGGCAGCAUGUUAUGCAGGUUCACCUUCAGACUCUCCCGCCAAAAAUGCAGAGAAUUUUGCCUCAACAUGUUGACAAUGAAUGGAUUGAGAUGAUUCUUAAUUGUUCCUGGAAGCCUUUGGAUGUCUCAGCUGCAGUUAAAAUGCUUGAUUAUAAAGCAAAAUUCAGAGGUUCAUCACGUCCGGAGGAUUAUCUUACUCAGGACUACGAUGAUUGUUUUAAAGAUUCAAACAGUUCUUACCAUGAACAGGAAAGUUUAGGGUACAGUGCUGUUAAUUGUACGUCCGAAAGCAGUAAGUAUUAUAAAAUUGAUGAAAGUGAUGUCAGAGAAGGCAUUGAAGACCAACAAUUUAUGGCAAAUCCUGUUUCUGAUUGUUGGCCUGUAUCUGAUGACGAGGAGCGUGCACAACUUCUGGAGAAAAUCCAUGGGGCAUUUGAGAUACUUAUUAGAUACAAAUGUCUUGCUGCUGGUCAUCUUCACAAGGUCAUACAAUUUAGUAUAAGUGAGAUCCAGGGUCUUGCUGCUGGUUCUGAACUUCUAAAACAUGAUAUAGACCAAACGCCAAUGUGUAUAUGCUUUCUGGGAGCUUCACAGCUCAAGAAAAUUCUUCAAUUUCUGCAGGAAUUGUCUCAUGCUUGUGGGUUGGGUAGAUAUGCUGAUAAAAGUAGUAGUCCCAAGAAUGAUUUGCAUGAUAUCAGUCAAGGUGCUGAAGCCAAAGAAAAAAUUGUUCUCAGUGGAGAUGCAUCAUGCCUCCUCCUGGAUGAGUGUCUACUGCGAACACAAGUCACUCCUGGUAUAACGCAGGAGGCUGUCUUCGAGGACCUGGUCACUCCAAGUUCUCCUGAUGGAAUUUCAGACAGUAGUGGUGCUUUGCUGUCCUGGCUAUAUGCAAGUCGACCUAUUGGGGAUCAUUUUGCGUCAUGGAGUCGGACCAAAGAAGAUAAAAUGUGUCAAGGACAAGAAAUGGUCCGGGCACUUGACAAGGAGUUUUACCAAUUACAUAGCCUGUGUCAGAAAAAGUGUGAACGUUUGAGUAUUGAGGAAGCACUACAGACAAUAGAGGAUCUUUGUCUUGAAGAAGGUAAGAAGAGGGAAAACGUGAGUGAAUUUGUGCAGCGAAGCUAUGAGUCAGUCUUAAAAAGGCGGAGAGAUGAGCUUGCAGAGAGGGAGAAUGAAAUGAUGUAUCCCGGCAAUAGGGUUGAGUUUGAUUGUAUAACAAAUGUUUUGCAAGAAGCAGAAACAACGAGUCUUAAUAAUCAAUAUUGCUACGAUGAAGCUUAUACUGGCGUGGCUUCUCAGUUAUGUGACUUGGAAUCCGGUGAAGAUGAUGAAUGGAGAAUGAAGGACUGCUUGCAUCAGAUGGAUGGCUGUAUAGAAAUUGCUAUUCAGAAACUGAAAGAGCACUCAUCUAUAGAGAUUAGCAAAGUUGACGCUGAAAUAAUUAAAUGUGUUUCAGAGGUGCAGCUAUUGGAACUCAAGCUUGGGCAUGUUUCUACCUAUGAUUAUCGAGCAAUACUAGUGCCUCUGGUGAAGCUGUACCUAAAGACACUUUUGGAAGAUUUGGCUGAGAAAGAUGCAAGGGAGAAAUCUGAUGCUGCAGGUGAAGCAUUUUUGGCUGAACUUGCUCUUGAUUCCAAGAAGAUUGGCAAAGGGGGAAAUGAGAACACGAGACAUGUGGAGAAGACAAAGGAUAAGAAGAAGAAUAAAGAUCACAGAAAAACAAGAGAUUUGAAGGCCACAAGUGGUUCUAUGCACCCCUUGUUUCAGUCUACAAAUCUUGAUUCCGAUCUAGUAUCACCUGACAGUGAAUUUCAAGAUCAUGAAGUCGUUUCUAUGAAUGAUGAUGAUUUGGAACACCAUGAAGAGGAAUUUAGACGUAAAAUUGAGCUUGAAGAGGAGGAAAAAAAGCUUGAAGAAACCUUGGAACUUCAACGAAGGAUUGAAAAUGAGGCCAAACAGAAGCACCUCGCUGAACAACAGAAGAAAUUAUCUGGUACAUGUUUAGAGGAAAUGACUGACAAACUUCAAGAUUGUCAAUUGAAGACUGUUCCUGAUGGCUUGGACGUGCAAGAACAUAUAAGACUACCUAUGCAGGAACAGUUGGCAAAGGAGAAUGGGUGCCCAAGCAAUCUGGAGGUUGUGCUUAGUACCACAGUGAAUGGUUCCAUGAUGCCGACUAAAUCUUCAGCCGAUUCCGCUUCCCAAAAAAUUAAUAAUUUGCACCAGUCAAAAAUUAAACAAGACAUGCCCAAUGGAAUCGUUCCAGAGAAUGGUCUGCCUUUGCCUGAUCGGCGUGCAGGAAAAAAACAUAAACGGAAUAGGAAUUUGUCUAAAAUGGUUGAUGGAAAGUUGGAACACAAUGAGAAUAUUGAGGACUCAAAUACUGUCAAUCAAGAUGCCAAACAUUUGUUGGAAAACAAUGGAACAAAGGUGAUGAAAGAAUUGCAAGUGGAAGAUGAGGAGGAGGAAAGAUUCCAAGCUGAUCUUAAAAUGGCUGUACGUCAAAGCCUAGACACAUAUCAAGCACGUGGAAGUUUGCCUUUGGUUUCGAGUUUGAGAAUGCCUCAAAGACCUUCCUCACAAGUAGACUGUUCAGGUCUUGCACCUGUGGAAGACUCAGCGCAGGAUGUGAAUGGAGCUAAUUUGCUUGGUACGGGACUGAGGAAUGAAGUGGGUGAAUAUAAUUGUUUUCUCAAUGUUAUUAUUCAGUCAUUGUGGCAUUUAAGACGCUUUCGGGUGGAAUUUCUUGGCAGAUCAAGAUCAGAGCAUGAUCAUGUGGGUAAUCCCUGUGUUGUCUGUGCGUUGUAUGACAUAUUUACUGCUCUAGACCUUGCUUCAAAGGAUUCAAGGAGAGAAGCAGUUGCACCUACUUCCCUGCGGAUAGCUCUAAGCAAUCUAUAUCCACAUAGUAACUUCUUCCAAGAGGCUCAGAUGAAUGAUGCUUCGGAGGUACUGGCUGUGAUAUUUGAUUGCCUUCAUAGAUCAUUUACUCGUGGUUCAAGUGUUUCUGAUUCAGAAUCAGUGGAAAGCAAAUGCAUGGGGUCUUGGGAUUGUGCAGCUAGUAGUUGUAUAGCACAUUCACUUUUUGGAAUGAACAUUUUUGAACAAAUGAACUGCUACCAUUGUAAUCUUGAGUCCAGACAUUUGAAGUAUACUUCCUUCUUCCAAAAUAUAAAUGCCAAUGCCCUCAGGACAAUGAAGGCUAUGUUUCCCGAAAGCUCCCUUGACAAGCUUUUGAAUCUUGUGGAGAGGAACCAUCGGUUGACUUGUGAUCAAGAAGUUGGCGGCUGUGGCAAGCUCAACCACAUCCAUCACUUCCUUUCAACUCCACCCCAUGUUUUUAUGACAGUUCUAGGUUGGCAAAAUACAUGCGAGAGUGCUAAUGACAUAGCUGCAACUCUGGCAGCCCUGAGCACCAAGAUAGAUAUCAGUGUCCUUUAUCGUGGUUUAAAUCCUAAAAGCACCCAUAACUUGGUUUCAGUGGUAUGCUACUAUGGCCAGCAUUAUCAUUGCUUUGCUUAUAGCCAUGACCACGGCCAAUGGAUUAUGUAUGAUGACAAGACUGUAAAGAUAAUUGGUGGAUGGGGCGAUGUUCUUACUGUCUGCGAGAGAGGGCAUCUACAACCUCAGGUGCUCUUCUUUGAAGCUGUAAACUAGAUUUCGGGUGGAACUCACUUUGGCAUCAAAUUGGUUUCUGGUGUGGUCCUGUUUAGGCUGAUGUGUUGCACUACACAUGAGUGGUUUAUAUGCUGCAAGUUUCACUGGUGUCCAACAAGUUUUGGCGUACAUACCUCAGGAUAUACAGUGUUAUAAAUUUUGUGAUACAGUUCUUGAUUUUAGUAGGAACAGAUUAUCGGGGGGAAAAUGAUGACGAAUACUUUUAGUGUAACUGGAUUUGAUUUGGAAGAAAGCAGAGAGUGGUGUUUGGCACAGAGCAUUGCCCAACUCAGUUGGUCAUUUUGAGAAUAUCAGAUUCAUUUAUUGUAUCCAUCCAAUAAGCAGGUUUUGGCAUUGCUAGAAGAACCUCAAGUCGACCAGCAAUCUGUAAGAAGAUCUUAGCCUGUUUUAGAUGAAAAUAAUUGCCCAUUAUUGUCGGGUAACAUAUAGCAAUUUGUGCGAAGGGAAUUCAUUCUUCAGUUGUUGAGGAAAUUUCCUUCCCACCCCCUCCAACCCCCAAACAGAAAAAAGAUGAUCUGUAUAGUUCUUACACAAUUAGAUUUGUCCCAGUGUCAGCUUGUUGCAAAUAUGGAUGAAAAAGGAGUGUUGAUUACUGAUCUACUGGACAACUUUUCUACCACUCACGAUACCUGUGAUGGAAUGUGCUGCAUGUCUGGCUUUGUGCCUACUCAGUAAAUUGAGGAGAUUCCGUCCUUUGGCUUUGUACCUUAUUUACUUUUUGUUGUAGGGUGGGGGAGAGAAGGUAGGAUCUCUGUGGAUUGAGUGUAAGUGAACUAAUGAUAUCAAAUUAUAGUUGCAGGUAGUAACCGUAGCUCUGUGUGAGUGAAAAGCUGAAAGUUUUUGGCACAAUUUUGUCCUACACCUUUUGGAAAUAGCGUCAAGUGAGAUGGAUUAUGUGAUACUUAAUUCUUCUAUAUAUAUUGAUGCAAAAUGUGUAACUAUAUGUUUUCCUUUUUC